UCUUCUCUCCAGUCCCUGCCCGCCUAGCCAGGGCCCCCACACUGCCUGUGAAUGAGCCACCGGACCUCCUCCUCCUUCCGAGCGGAGCGAAGCUUCCAUUCCUCCUCCUCUUCCUCCUCUUCCUCGUCCUCUUCAGCCUCCAGAGCCCUCCCAGCCCAGGACCCACCCAUGGAGAAGGCUUUAAGCUUGUUCUCCGAGGACUUCGGCAGUUUCAUACGGCCCCACUCGGAGCCCUUGGCCUUCCCAGCCCGUCCUGGGGGGCCGGGCAACAUCAAGACCCUGGGAGACGCCUAUGAGUUUGCAGUGGACGUGAGAGACUUCUCUCCCGAGGACAUCAUCGUCACCACCUCCAAUAACCACAUUGAGGUGCGGGCCGAGAAGCUGGCGGCUGAUGGCACAGUCAUGAACACCUUCGCUCACAAGUGCCAGUUGCCGGAGGAUGUGGACCCCACCUCGGUGACCUCAGCCCUGCGGGAGGACGGGAGCCUCACCAUCCGGGCCCGGCGGCACCCCCACACCGAGCACGUCCAGCAGGUCUUCCGGACAGAGAUCAAAAUCUGAGGGCCUCCCCUGCCCUGCCCUCCCUCCACCCCGCCUCCUCCACAACUGGACUGCCAGCCACAGCUCCCGAACCCCUACACGACGGCCCCCCAGGACAUCUCAGCUCAGGCUCCAGCCCCUUACACCCCAGGCCCCAGGUGGGCCUGUCCCCCCCCCCAACUAGCACAGCCUAUGGAUCCCCUUGGCUCCCU
This is a messenger RNA of Dipodomys spectabilis (banner-tailed kangaroo rat), 752 nucleotides long. It is a transcript of the gene Hspb7, whose product is annotated as heat shock protein family B (small) member 7. Lineage: Eukaryota; Metazoa; Chordata; Mammalia; Rodentia; Heteromyidae. Gene Ontology annotation, biological process: heart development. The record is from RefSeq and is a predicted model, not a curated record. Gene Ontology annotation, cellular component: cytoplasm; nucleus. The transcript is spliced from 3 exons. The coding region runs from base 52 to 561 and encodes 169 amino acids.